AUGUUGGUGGCCAUCUCACUUUUGAUGAUUCUGGGCGCUUGCCAGCGGGCUGAGGCAAAUGCUACUGGUCCCAUUAAUUGGUACCAAAAGCACCAGAACUGUGGCGGGAAAAUGCAGUCCCCGAUCGACAUCAGCACGAAGAAUGUGGUGCAUGACCCCUUCCUUGAACUUUUUAACCUUACCGAGUACGAGAAGACUUCCGGUGUCAUCAUGCACCUGGCCAACGUUGGGGGCCACACAGCCCGCGUUCUGUAUUCCGGCACUGCCGUGUACAUCCGAGGCGGUAGUCUCCCAGACAAGUACCAGCUGGACCAGUUCCACUUCCAUUGGGCGAAGGAAGACCUGACGGGGUCUGAGCACUCUGUGGAUUGGAAGCAUUACCCUCUGGAGAUGCACAUCGUCCACCACCAAGCAGGCAUGGGAACCCUCCAGUCAGCAGCAGCUCGACCUCACGGCCUCGCCGUCAUUGCUUUCUUUUUCAAGGUAUGUCGUCGCUACAGUCUGUCGACAUGA
Messenger RNA from Aplysia californica (California sea hare), 513 nucleotides. Its product is annotated as carbonic anhydrase 2. Gene Ontology annotation, cellular component: cytoplasm. Gene Ontology annotation, molecular function: carbonate dehydratase activity; zinc ion binding. The coding region runs from base 1 to 513 and encodes 170 amino acids. The record is from RefSeq and is a predicted model, not a curated record. Lineage: Eukaryota; Metazoa; Mollusca; Gastropoda; Aplysiida; Aplysiidae. The transcript has 4 exons.